Molecule: messenger RNA, 1215 nt
Organism: Phoenix dactylifera (date palm)
Lineage: Eukaryota; Viridiplantae; Streptophyta; Magnoliopsida; Arecales; Arecaceae
Product: putative E3 ubiquitin-protein ligase SINA-like 6
Molecular function (GO): zinc ion binding
Source: RefSeq, a predicted model, not a curated record
CUGGCUAGCCCUACCUUCUUUCUUUAGUUUUACCGUACUUCGUUCCCCCCCCUGCGAGCCGGCGGCAGCCAACGAGAUCCGAAUCCCGGCAUGAUGAAGGCUGCGGGGCGCGGGAAUCGAGUGCUUCGUGCAACACGUGGCAGAGAACCAUUUGAUUUUAGUGCGGGCGCAGCUCUACCGAGUCGUCAAACCGAAGUCGAAGCGCUUUCACCGGAGAAGAAUAAAGAAAGUCGAACGAUUGAAGUCUCCAAAACCAAAAAAAAAAAGAAAAUAGAGGUGCAGGACCAGCCAAAGAUGGAAGGAAAGGCAGCGGAAGUAGGAAAAAUGGACGGUAUAGAACCACAAGUGAGGCAAGAAUUGCAUGAAGGAGGGAACAACAACGAGAGCAUUAGCGUCAGCAUAGACCCGGCCGUCCUCGAUUGCUCCAUCUGCUUCACACCCUUGCUUCCCCCUGUCUUCCAGUGCCAUAAUGGACACGUGGCAUGCUACUUAUGCUGUGCGAAGCUGCAGAAGUGCCAUGUCUGCUCCUUACCCACCGGCCAGAGCCGAUGCCGGGCUCUAGAGGCCGUCAUUGAAGCCAUGAAGAUCCCCUGCCCCCAUUCGACAUUUGGCUGCCGAGCGACCAUCCCCUACACCCAGAAAGACACCCACGACCACGAGUCGUCCUGCCUAUUUGCCCCCUGCUCCUGCCCCAUCUCCAGCUGCACCUUUCGAGGCCCCGCUGCACUCCUCUCGGACCACAUCUUUGAUAAACAUCCCGUCACCCGUCGGAUAUUUUUCUGUUAUGAUACCACCUUCAGUGUCUUUCUCCAGCAAGAAGAGCCAUUUCAUGUUCUCCGUGGGAUGGAUGGCCGCAUCUUUCUCCUACUCAAUGCAGCCAAUGUGCCUCAUGGGAGUUCUCUCUCAAUCGCUUGUAUAAGACCAGGGUCCAGAGAGUUGAACUUGGGGUAUGACAUCACGGUGAAGGGAGAGAGAAGCGAGCUCCGUCUCAGAGCUUCGCCCAGGAACAUUAGGGACUUGAAGGUGGCUUCUCCUGCAGAAAGUUUCCUCUUUGUUCCCCAUGCAAUUAGUGACUCGGCUGGGAAGAUCUCUAUUGAUGUUUGCAUUCGGAAGGUGUAGAUUAAUGAUGCUGAUCUCACCUUGUCUUUUUGUCAUAAUGCUAGUAAGACAAAUCGGCACUUUAUAUAUGUGGAUGUUGGUAAUUAUGCUGCAGGA